This is a messenger RNA of Meloidogyne enterolobii, 1662 nucleotides long. Lineage: Eukaryota; Metazoa; Nematoda; Chromadorea; Rhabditida; Meloidogynidae. The record is from the annotation of a GenBank genome assembly.
AUGAUGUACAAAAAACCUCGUAAACCUGGACAUAUUCAGUCCCUCAUCAAAAGGUGCAAACACUUCAUCAGUCGGAGCUUCUUGAAUAUUCGAAGAGGGACGGCGACAACUUCUCUGUUUGUCAAGGCAGCAGUCAACCACAACAAGGAGCGUCGACGAAGGGCAAAGCAAAAAUACCGUCCUCGCUCUAGUAUUUAUUCGGUUCCUUCAUUGACUUCUAGCGUUUUGUUCGGUCGCACUCGUAACACACGCGGAGUUCAAAUUUCUUCUUCUUACGUAUCUGAACCAGAUUCGGAUUCUAUUUUCUCACCACGAGGAGGUUAUAGCUUGGUGGAUCUAAACGAUUUGGAUAUUCCUGUGGUUGAAGCAACAAACAAACAACAAAAACAUCCAAAAUCCAAUUACUUCAAUGGAAAAUUCUGUACAUCUUCGGCAGUGUAUGGUGUCGAAGUUCCGAAUACAAAUUCUUCAUCUCGAAGUUCUACUCUGAAUAGCUACAGCGGUUAUUUUGAGAAAAAUGGAGUCCAAUUAGACGAAGAAACGAUGUCCUAUACUUCCAACGUUAGAGGCUCCUAUGAUGAUCUGGAAAUUGAUGCUGUAAUGGAUGACAAAACGUUCACUCUACAACGUUCAUAUUAUCUCAGUUCGUCUCCACCAUACUAUCUUGAUGGGUCUUGUACUGCCUCCGUUCGAAGUCAUUAUGUUGGCGAAGAAGGUGAUUCGUCGCUCACUUCUAACCAGUCACAUUACAUGGAUGAACUAGAUGUCUUGGAAGAAUCUCCAUAUCCAGACAGUGUACCACCAAAUAGAUAUGCUAGCCUGCUAGGAAUGUCCUCAACUUUCGACUUAAGCAAUGUUGGUGAGGAAGGGUAUUCUUUCGAUUCUAACCCAUCACACUAUGUGGAUGAACGUGAGAGUGUGGAAGAAUUCUGUCCGGACAGUGUAACACCACAGAAUAGUUAUAUCAGCCUAUUAUUAUGUAUGUCGUCAUUUCCGGACUUUAGCGCUGUGAUUGAGAAAUUCCGCCACCAACAAACACAGCAUCCCCCUUCCAACAAAUUGCGACUGGAUGCAAGAUAUGGGGUAGAAGUUCCUCCAACUGUUUCUUCUUGUAGUGUUGGGACAGAUGUCAUAACUGCUGACGGAUACACAACUACUAGGGAGACGCAAUCGGUGACUGGACUAGAAGAUGAAUUCAACCUUGAGGAUUCUGGAAUAGAUGACAACAUUAAAGACGAACCCUUGAAAGAGACAAAGACAAAUAACAGUUUUUACUGUUAUUCUCCAAUCAACCCAAGCAACAGUGCUUACAGUCUAAUGGCUCUGGAUGAGUUGAACCUUGAGGAUUCUACAGAGGAAAUGAACAACAAACAAAUAACGGUCAAAUCUUCAAACCUCUACCCCAAAAAACACCGGUCAGUAUUCGAUGGAGUUGUUGUUCCUAAAACAGAUGAGUCUCUGAGUUGUAUUGAGGAAAGUUCUGGUGUACAUUAUGACUUUAAAGUUGAUAAAGUUGGGAUUACUGUUGACGACUACAAAGGAGAUCCUAAGAUUACAAAAAAGGUUCAACUGUCUUCUCUUCGUCGAACCAAAUCUUGUGGGGAUGUGCCAAAAUCAUUUGGUUAUAAGCUGAGUGAUGUUGAAACACAAGGCAAGUUUUAA